GACUGUCUUUUUCUACUGCUCUCUGUUGGAAAUGUUACUAGACUAGAUAGUGCUAUUUUUAGUUGUAUAGUUUAUUUGCACCAUGAUUUAAGCAUAAGGCUCUUAACUAUACCCAGAGCCACUUCAUGCAUGCUGCCGUGCCACUAUAUAUAUAACAUCACACGUAAUGCUGUCUGGAUUAGGAUUUUGUCAGAGACUGCCGCAACAUACUAUGUGACCAGUAUAAAUCCCAAGUUUGAAGGGCAGGCAGUGUGUGGCUGACCAGGUCAAAGAAAGCUGUUAUCCAUGGAACUUCAACACUUUAAUGUCAGUGGAACAGGUGGUAACAGUAAAAAAACAGAAGACAGUGGAACAUGUCAAUGCAUGAGGUUUCCCCAUCAGAGGUGUUUUGUGCUUCUCCUGGCUGUGGGGAUCCUGGUGAUCUUCUACGUAACCACCCUCUUCACUCUUCAUACAAGCCAGACCCCACUCUGGCUGCUAGGAGGUCAGGAUCUAACUCCUCUCUCUUAUACCAAUGAAAAUGAGGAGGAGUUUUUUUCACCAUACCAUGUAGCCUACCCACAGAAAUAUCAGUUUGUCCUGGAUGAGCCUCAUGAGUGCCAGGACCGCAGCCCCUUCCUGCUUCUGAUGGUGCCAGUAGCUCCUGGUAAUCUGGUAGCCCGGGAGGACAUCCGGAGGACUUGGGGUAAGGAGAGCCUGGUUCUGGGCCGGGCUGUGCAUCUGUUCUUCCUGCUGGGCCUGCCCAGUGGAGCAGGGGCACAGAGGAUGCAGGAGGAGGUGCUGCUGGAGAGCCAGGAGUACCAUGACAUGCUGCAGAGUGACUUCCAGGACAGCUACUUCAACCUGACCAUCAAGACCAUGGUGAUGCUAGAGUGGCUUGCCUCUCGCUGCCCCGGCGCCUCCUUCGCUAUGAAGAUUGACUCUGACAUGUUCCUCAACGUGCACAACCUGGUCAACAUGCUGAUAGACCCAACCACACCAAAGCACAACUACAUCACUGGGAAGUUCAGCCAAAACACACAAGUGGUGAGAGACAGCACCUCAAAGUGGUACAUUCCCAAUAAGGUUUACCCCAGUACCAAAUUCCCUCCCUACCUUUUGGGAAAUGGUUAUGUCUUUUCCAUAGAUCUUCCUGAGAAAAUAGUGGAAGCAUCCAAACAAGUCCGUGCCAUAUUUUUAGAGGAUGCCUACCUGGGUAUGUGUCUGAGCUAUUUAGGGAUUGCAGCCAGUUACCCACCUAACUCUGCCCUCUUCAAGCUUUCCAUGCCCUACACUCACAAUCGCUGUUACUACUCUACUGUCAUCACUACUGAAAUGGACCGUGUGAGUGACCUGCUGCGAGUCUGGGAGGACUUACAGAGACCUGGCACUCCCUGCUGAGAACGAUGAACAACUCUUAAAGCUUUGAAUCCUUACCCUGCUAAUAAUCCUUAUAAGUAUUAAACACACUAUAUGUAAGCACAUGCACACAAGUAUUUAAAAAAUAGGUAAGCACACGCACACAUACACACACACUCACACAUACACAUACACAGACACGCACUCACACACACACAGACUCUGGCAUCACGGUAUCAUUGUAUAAUUCACUCAGCAUUUUAAUUUCAUUCUAAAGUAGUAACAUGUUAUUACACAGUAAUUACCAUAUGAUAUGACCAGAUAAUGUUGUUACAAUAACAGCAUUACUACACAAGUAGAAGAGCAACGUAAUGUGAAGUGUUACCGAUCGGUCUUGCCAGUAUCAUUUCUCAUGACUGUCUUAAAUCCAAACGGUAAUGUGUGAUCUUGUGUGUAUCUGUGAAGUAAGUAUCAAAUGAUGUUCUAAUAUCUUCAAAGAUGAGCAUGAUCAGUGUGUAUCACAGUAUCCGAUGUGACAGUAUAGUCUCAAUUUCUGUACAUCAUCAAGACAAACUCAUAUGUGGAUAAAACAUAACAUGUGGUCCUCUGUAGCUCAGCUGGUAGAGCACGGCGCUUAUAACGCCAAGGUAGUGGGUUCGAUCCCCGG
This is a messenger RNA of Coregonus clupeaformis (lake whitefish), 2005 nucleotides long. Its product is annotated as beta-1,3-galactosyltransferase 2-like. NCBI's taxonomy places the organism in Eukaryota, Metazoa, Chordata, Actinopteri, Salmoniformes, Salmonidae. Gene Ontology annotation, molecular function: N-acetyl-beta-D-glucosaminide beta-(1,3)-galactosyltransferase activity. The transcript is spliced from 2 exons. The record is from RefSeq and is a predicted model, not a curated record. Bases 286 to 1380 code for a protein of 364 amino acids. Gene Ontology annotation, cellular component: membrane.